AUCACAGUUCAGAGGCUGACUGCCUGACCUGCUUGACUCUGCUAUAUAAACCCCGUUUGAGACUGCUUGUCGACAACAGUUGCACAGCAGCGGCCAAAGCCAGCACAUCUAUUCAGCAUCUUCAAGAUUAUCGCCAAGCAAAGAUGGCCACCUACACUUGCACACAGUACGUGAACUUUGCCGAUCCGGCCAGCAUUGGCAAGAUGAGCACCACUUAUACACUGGAUGCGGCACAUUUUGGUCAGCAUGAUUUGGGUCUGUUCAUUGAGAGUCUGGAGACCAUCGAGCGCAUCGAACGGCAGCGUCACGAGCGACGUCAGCGUCGACGGGAGCAGAAGCUGCGAGAGGCACGCAUUGCGGAGCUGGAAAGCGAUCGUUGUGUCAGUCCCACGCCCAGCGCCGAGGAGGCUGUCGACGAGCCGCUCACGUACUUGGAGGCCAAGUGCAUACCCUAUGCCAUAAGUGAAGCACUGCCCAUUAUUGCCGAGACGGGCUCACCCACCUAUGAUGUUUGUGAUGAUGAGGCCUACGGCAGCGCUAAUCAGACGCCCCGCAGCAGUGUCACCUAUUGCAGUUGUGCUGGUGGCCUGGACUCGGAUUCCACUGAAUCGGGCAUUUAUGGUGGGUCCACUCCGCCAGUGCCGUUGCGUCCACGCUCGCAGGUCAUUAGCAAGCCGAAGAAUCGAACCACUCGCUCCCGCAUCAUCAGCAUGGUGCUGAAGCGGGACUACGCCAAGGCGCCCUCCACGGAGAGCUUGGGCCACAAGAUGCACUGUGGUCGGCAUCAGUUGAAUCAAAUGUCAUCCAAAGCGCGACGCGGCAUUGCAAGCAGUCAGAGCUCGGUCGAGGAGUGUUUCCUCGACAAAGCGCUGCGCUUUAUGACUUUGUGAUUUGGGCACACCAAGUUGCCCUCAGCUUUAAUAUUUAGUUUUUAAGUCAAACACAGUACAAUAAUAUAAACCAAGCUCAUUUUUUGUUUGUAAAACAUAUUGAUAUUAAAAAACUAUUACAAGAAAA
This is a messenger RNA of Drosophila grimshawi, 1017 nucleotides long. RefSeq lists its product as uncharacterized. Bases 144 to 890 code for a protein of 248 amino acids. The record is from RefSeq and is a predicted model, not a curated record. The transcript has a single exon. NCBI's taxonomy places the organism in Eukaryota, Metazoa, Arthropoda, Insecta, Diptera, Drosophilidae.